AUGCAUUUCUCCAGUUUAGUAAUUCUCAUUGUCGGCGUGGCGUCAGCCACCUCUGGUUACGCCGUCCCCAUCGACAAGGUUUUGCUGUCAAAAGCGCGAGGCAGGACAGCUGCUUUUGAUAGCGACCGGGCACCUGAUACGGAUUCAGAGACUAGUAUUGAUGCAGCAGAAGAAGCUGAGACUGGUACUGCACUCUCUCAUGAGGAAGAUGUGGAGGCGCUGCAGCGUCAGGCUAAACUGGAGGCGGAAGACGAAGAGUUAGAGCGCAUUGAGGAAGAACGCGAAGGAAAGGCGGAGCAUGAGAAAAGGGUAGCAGACAAAGCUUUCAUAGCACAGAUGAAGAUAGAUGAGGCUCAGCAAAAGGAUCAAAUUCGAACCGACGCAAUGAAGGAAACAAAGAUGAUCGAAAACGAUGCAAAAGCUGAACUGGAGCUUCAGAAAAAGAUUGACGAGCAAGAGGCUGAAUCUGGAGCAGAUAUGUUUGCGGAAGAACAGCAGAAAGCCAGCGCAAUUACGCACGCGGAAGCUACUUUGAGUGGCGUUCAUUCCCAGAAUGGUGUCCUGAAAUCGGAAGCAGACGAAAACCCGCAGGCUCACUCCCUACCAGAAGGGAUACGAGCGGGCGGGAAGCCUUUUGACAUCGAAUCCUCUAAGGAGCUGAACACAGAGUGUGACAAGCAACCACUCUCUAGUUCGAAGUGUGAGGGCAUCGAAGGAAAACUGGAGAAAUUGAGGGAGGAUGAAGAAGCCCUGGAGAAAGAGGAAGAAACGGCAGAGAAGGAAAUGGGGGGAGAGGAGGCCGAAGAGUCAGAAGCCGAACACAGUGAAGAGGAAGAGGAGUCGUUUGUUCAGAUGCUCAGACAACGAACAAAUCAAAAGCGGGGUUUCAAACACGAUUGGCAGGAAAAGCGGAAGGGUACACGGUUGUCCGCGAAACCGCACGGCAAUUUUGCACAGAGCUUUAUGGUGUGA
This is a messenger RNA of Neospora caninum, 972 nucleotides long. RefSeq lists its product as hypothetical. Bases 1 to 972 code for a protein of 323 amino acids. The record is from RefSeq and is a predicted model, not a curated record. The transcript is spliced from 12 exons. Lineage: Eukaryota; Apicomplexa; Conoidasida; Eucoccidiorida; Sarcocystidae.